Messenger RNA from Setaria italica (foxtail millet), 987 nucleotides. RefSeq lists its product as uncharacterized. Bases 137 to 739 code for a protein of 200 amino acids. The transcript has 6 exons. The record is from RefSeq and is a predicted model, not a curated record. Lineage: Eukaryota; Viridiplantae; Streptophyta; Magnoliopsida; Poales; Poaceae.
UGACACUAUCACAAAUUUAAUGGUAGCGUAGGCAAUUAAGCACGGAAUCUAUAGCUGACCCGGCGAGCUGAUCUGCUCUACCCGCGUGUUCCUUUCUUGCCUUCGGGCUCACCACCUACCCCGGCCCCGAUCCUCCAUGGCCGCCCUCACCUUGCCGCCGACCAACGCCGCCGGCCAGACCGCCACCCAGGAAGGCUCAGCAGGGAAGCCUACCGACGGCGCUGCAGAUUCAGCCGCCAUGGAUUCAGGGUGGGUUGUUCUUGGGAAAUCGGACAUCGUCCCGGCGGAUUUGGCCGCGGCCGCCUCGGCCGUGGGGCACCAACGCCUCAAUUUCUCACCGCUGCCGAUGAUACCUAUCUGGGUGCAGAUGGUCCUUGGGGGCGUGGUUUACACUGCUGUGCCGUUCUACAAGAGGGCCAGGAAGAUCGAAGGUGAAACGUUAAACAAUGCGGAAACUGCAGUGGAGGUUGUGGAGCAUGUUGCUGAGGUGACAGAGAAGCUAGCUGCCAAUGCAGCUGAGUCCCUACCAGAGAACGGGUCUCUGCAGAAGUUUGCUGUGGAGAUUGAGUACAUUGCUGAAGUGGUGGAUAAGGACGCACAUAAGGUUGAAGUGGUCAUUAAGAAGAUUGAAGAGGUGAGUGACAAGAUUGAUGCUGCCGUGGAGCCUGUCAUUGAAGCGCUCGAGAAAGACUUCAAACCGAACCCAACGUCCUCUACUGGAUCAGAUGCUCAGAAAUAAUAGUUCAUGUAGAAAACUGAAGUGUUGGUUGUUGUAAAUAUGGUUGAUUUUUCUUUCUUCUUUGUGAAUCCCUUCAUGUAAAUAUGCUUAAGAUGCCUUAUUGACUAGAAACUCAUCAUGGUAUAGUAACACAUGGUGAUGGUGUGUAUGCUGGGUGCUCGAAUCUGGAGUGUCCUGAUGGUCAACAUGUAUUCACAUCAAUUACACACUGGAAUUUGGAAUAUUGCAUAGCUGUUGUGUUGCAAUCA